GCGUGCUUGAUUUGCUCUGCAGACAAAAUGUCAAGAUGGCGCAGAUAUCAAGGCUGCGUAACUGAAAUUUUUAUAAUUUGAAUCUCCUUUAAUCGCCUUCAUUUCGACCACUUUCUUUAUGGACUGCUUUGAAAUCAAAAGGAAAAACUAUAAAUUGCCGUCCUAAGAUGAAAAUUCUCCCAGUUGAUUUAUUAUUUCGAGGAUGCUAACCAAUAUAAGAUGCCUAGUACCGAAGGCCACCACAAGUCGUCAAAGAAAGCCAAGAAGUCCGGGCACAAGAAGAAGCACAAGAAAUCUGCAAAAUCAUCUAAACAGGACAAACAGAAGAAUCUUAACUCAAGUAGUGGUAUUAAACAGCUACAAGUUUACGAGAGCUUGUCGUCUGGAGAGCUAUCACCGGGAGAAAUAUCAGAAGUUAGCGCCGCGGAAGAGACUGGCCCAGUUGAUAUCGCGAAAAAUAAUUUGGUAGAUAAAAAGGCCAGAAAAAAGGAUAAGGUUAAAAAGCACAAAGAGUUUAAGGAAGAAGCACAAUCGAAGAAAAACAAGGAUCGUAAAAAGGAAGGUAAAGCGGAGAGAAGAAAGAGCCACAAUGUUGCUGGUGACUAUUUCGACAGUCCGCAAUCGCCGAACCACGACGUCCCUCGUGAUUCUAAAAAGUUCAAAACUUCAAGAGAAAAGGAGAAGGGUCACACGAAACCAAAAGUAUAUCAUUCACCUACCGCUGAUUAUGUUGAGCAAAGGUAUGAUGAAGAGUUUAGAGGAGGCUCGCCCUAUAGGGGACGGUCACCAGGUCCUGGAUGGGAUCAUUCACCAUCCCCAGAGAUGUUUCAGAAAGGUAACAGAAAAAGGAAGUAUCCACAAUACCAACAAUAUAAAAGUCCGGACAGUCCCAGGCGGUCACCAUAUAGAGACAGGACUUACCAAAGGUAUAGCAAUGCACAAGGAGCAUGGUCUCCAUAUCGUGAAUACUCCCCUCAUGGAUACAGGAGGUCAUACUCUCCCUAUGGAUACUCACCAACAAAGAAUCGCAGAUCCCCAUCAUAUGAUAAUUACUACCAGUCAAAACGAAGAAACUAUCAUUCACCAUAUCACAAAAGGUCACCAUCACCUCAGAGAGCUUCUCCUAGGUAUUCUCCAUACCGUGGAGGCGUGGAUUACAGGAACCGAAGACGAUCAGUUUCACCAAAGCAUGGAAGUAGUAAACAUGACUCAAACAGGAAUACCUCACUGUCACAUUAUAGUAAAGGGCAAAAACAAAGGAAUGAAAGUUCUUCUCAUAGCAAAAGAAAGCAGUCACCUAUUAAAAAGGCUAAAGAUUCGAAUCAUGAAAAGUCUUAUCAUAAGGAAUCAAAAGACACUAAAACUACAAAGGAGGAUGCACAUGGAAAGAAAUAUGGCGAUAAAAAUAAACAUACAGAAAAGCAUCAACAAUUUCAUGCAGAGAAGGAAGAGUCUAGAACUAAUAAAUCAAAAACUGUUCAGCAAAAACUUGCAGCAUCUCCAGUCACACCUGUGCAAGAUGAGGUAGACAGCUCCAAGGAGAAAAAUGCUGUUCCACCUCCACUACCAAAAUCACCUAAACCACCAUCACCACCCCCUCCACCUGCAGAUGUGCCUCCUCCACCACCACCAGCCCCAGCACCACCCCCAAUGCCUAGUGAACCCCCACCACCAGUCUCUUCAGCACCAUUGCCAUUGCCACCAGUAAUACCUGGAUCAGGUAGCAGCCCAAGUGAAUCAGAAGAGUCGGCUGGUUCACCUAAUUCUAGGACACCAAGCAAGGUAUUGGAAGCAUAUGAUAAAAAUAAUGCAGUUGUAAGCAAGGAAAAUGUAGUAGAUGUCACUACAAAGAAGAAUUUAGAUCAAGUUGUCAUCAAACCACAGUCUGCAACUGAGUGGGGUGAGAGAUGUGUUGAUGUCUUUGAUAUACUCAAACAGACUGGUGAAGGAACAUUUGGUCAAGUGUAUAAAGCAAGAGAUAAGCUUACUGGUGACAUGGUUGCUUUGAAAAAAGUCCGGACAGACAAAGAAAAAGAGGGUUUUCCCAUUACUGCUGUUAGAGAGAUCAAGAUUCUAAGACAGCUAAAUCACUCAAAUAUAGUCAUUCUGAAGGAAGUUGUUACAGAUAAGCCUAAUGCUCUGGACUUUCGUAAAGAUAAGGGUGCAUUCUACCUUGUUUUUGAAUACAUGGAACAUGAUUUGAUGGGCCUACUUGAUUCUGGUCUGGUGGCUUUCACGGAAGAACACAUAAAGUCAAUGUUCAGGCAAAUCAUGGAGGGCUUGAAUUACUGUCAUAAAAAGAAUUUUUUACAUAGAGAUAUCAAGGGCUCAAAUAUCCUUAUGAAUAACAGAGGUGAAGUGAAACUUGGUGACUUUGGUCUUGCAAGGUUAUUUGAAAAAGAAAAUGAAGGUCGACCAUACACAAACCGAGUCAUUACGCUGUGGUACAGGCCUCCUGAGCUGCUUCUAGGAGAGGAGAGAUAUGAUCCUUCAGUGGAUGUCUGGAGCUGCGGAUGUAUCCUUGGGGAGCUUUUUCGACGGAAGCCGUUAUUUCAAGCCAAUCAGGAAAUGCAACAAUUAGAAUUAAUAAGUAAAAUAUGCGGGAGUCCAACUCCAGCAAUCUGGCCAGAUGUUAUACAUCUACCGUUGUUUCAUACUUUUAAACCAAAAAAGCAAUUCAAGAGAAGACUAAGGGAAGAGUAUUAUGAACUGCCGAAGCACGCUCUGGAUUUGCUUGAUCUCAUGCUUGCAAUGGAUCCUUGUAAAAGAAUAAGCGCUGAAGGUGCUUUACAGCAUCCGUUUCUGGCUGACGUUAAACCUGACAAAAUCAACAUUACGGGACUUCCGCAAUUUCAAGAUUGCCAUGAAAUGUGGUGCAAGGAGAGAAAGCGUUUGGCCCGGCAAAGCGAACACAGCCAACGAAGCAACGAGACUGCACAACAACAGGCACCCAACAGUCAGGGGUCCUCGUUACCGCCACCCCCUCCGCUUCCUACAUUUGUUACGUCAGAAAAGGAACGGGGAGUUACCGUGCCCCAAAACAUACCCACUGGCAUGGGAUCUGGUUUUAUGACAGGUUCCUUUAUUGGUUCUACCAAAGCCUCUUUGGGUUACGAACAGGCUUCUGGAGGUAUGCCCCAAACUCAGGACUUAGGGGUCUCCAGUAAUUUCAUGCCACAAGUAAACUUUCAGACCGGGCCAGUAUAUCAGUCAACGGGGGGUUUUAUGUCAGCUGCUCCCUCGUCUUAUUUUGCACCGAGUGAACAAACGGGAAAUAACAGCUAUGGGUCGAAUGUACGAGUAGACGACCCGCCAGCAAACAAUGCUAGUGUAUCUAAGCAUCAUUCGGCUACCAAAUCAAACUCGUCACGAAGGUCAUCGCAAUCACAUUACGAACAAUUAUCGCCAGCUAAUCCCGAAACGGAGCGACGGCAACAGGGGAAAUCGUCGAACUAUAGCUACAAAGCGUUAACGUCGCAAAGUAAACUGUCGGAGAAGGACUCAGCUUACAGGGAUACUGGUAGUUCCAAGCAAUCGCACAAUUUUGCUCAUCAAGUUUCAACGAAGCGAUAGCCUUUGUUUAAAUUCAUUCAACAGAAUUCGAUAGCGUCUCGUUAAAUUUGUUCGCUUCUUAAAAAGUGUAUUUAGUACCUUUUGAAUAUAUCUUAGAUGUCAUAUACUUGAUACAUUCCUUUUGUUGCUCGAUUUCUGUUGUUUCAUUUUCAGAGAUUGGAAACCGAAUUUGAGCUAUCGAAACACCGUUAUAUCAACGGGUACUAUUUUUAUCAUUGAUGAGAAGCUAGAUAAUCUAUUGUUUUCGGGUUGGUUGUAAACAUAGACCUCGUUUGCAUGACCUAAAACGUCAUAAAUUUGUAUGUCAGCGUUCACAUGAAAAUUUGUGUUGUGACGUCAUGGUAAGCCCAGACUAGCCCCCAUAAUGACGACGAUUCCUUUUGAUUGGCAUCAGUAACCAGAAGUCCUUGACAGAGAUGCCGAAAAUGAUCCUACUGGAUCCCAAAGUCCUGGAAAGCGAAGUUUGCUAAACAAAAUUGAGUGUUCACCUGUACGUACCUCAUUUAUCAGAUGAUAAAAGGCCCAUUCUUUGGUCGGCUGCUUGGUUUACUCUUUGUUGCAAGAAACCUCCCUCACAGAUAGUGAACGUGCGACUUUGAUUCUCGUAGAAUUACAAAAGAGCCCAAUAUCUAAACCCUUGUAAUCCACCAAGAGCAAAUUCAACUAACUUUAACUGCAACCCCAAACCCUGAGACAAGUCAUUUGAUGUAAAACAGCCUGUGAAAUCCGUGGUAAUCCAUAAAGACAAGAACUAGGGCAAUCCAUAACCAGGUUAACCUAAUUACCCACGAACCGGGCUCGAAGUUAUUUGUCUCACUAAAGUAGUAAAACCUGGUAUGAUUGAAAACAAAAUCUAUUUAAGAUUUUGUUCCAAAGUUCUAAAGAUGUUCUAUCUGGCAUACCGAAUUAAAAUGCCAGGAACUAGGCAUUUGUUCUAAAAGAGUUCACUUCAAUUCUCACAGCAGUUUGUAACUAGUAGAUUUAGAUUUUAAUAUUAAAUUUAUAUGCGUUGU
Rhopilema esculentum is the source of this 4586-nucleotide messenger RNA. RefSeq lists its product as uncharacterized. NCBI's taxonomy places the organism in Eukaryota, Metazoa, Cnidaria, Scyphozoa, Rhizostomeae, Rhizostomatidae. The record is from RefSeq and is a predicted model, not a curated record. Gene Ontology annotation, molecular function: RNA polymerase II CTD heptapeptide repeat kinase activity; cyclin binding; ATP binding. Gene Ontology annotation, cellular component: cyclin/CDK positive transcription elongation factor complex; nucleus. Gene Ontology annotation, biological process: protein phosphorylation; positive regulation of transcription elongation by RNA polymerase II.